UGGCGGGGUGAAGUCCAGAGUUGAAAAGGUCACAGAGCUCCGCAGGACGACACGUUUAAACAGAUCUCCAACAUGUCUGAAGUGAGCCAGCUGCCUGCGGACCCCAUUUCUGCAGUUGGAGUCAUCACUUCGCUCAGCAAGGCCCCUGAUGGCUACUAUGUUGUUACACAAACAACAGAUGGCUCUGAUGCCGACCUGUGGAAGGACGGCUUAUUCAAAUCCAAGGUCACUCGCUACCUCUGUUUCACCAGAGAAACUGGGCCCGAUGUUGUUGUGGACAUGAAGCUGACUGACAUUAAGGACACGUUGCCAGAGGGCUUCACACCUGUGCAAGAAACAAUGGAUACAAAGGAAACUGCCAUGAGGAAGAGGAGGCUGUGUGUGAAAAUCAGCCCUCGUGCGGCUGCUGAGACAGCUGUAUAUGACAUCCAGAUGAUUGCGAAGUCCAAAUACCAUCUUGUUAACUACACCUGUAUAGGUGAGAUUAACAAUAUGGGAAUAUGGUAUCGAAUGGGAGAUGUUCCUCAGGAUCAGUCGUCCCGGGAAACGUCCAUCACAGCCAACGCUAAUGCCCCGUCCAACACAGAAAGGAAGACCACGAUCAGGCCGCAUUAUGAGAACCAGAACAGUGGGAGCUACACCACAACAGCUCUGGAUGAUGUGCCCUUUAUGAUCCCUGAGAAGUUUUAUGACAACCCCGAGGAGAUGCAGCAAGUCAAUUUAACGGGCAUUACGAUCAAAUCCCUGGCAGAGAUCGAGGAGGAAUUUCACUACAGCUUCAGCACAGAGCGAAGCAUUGCCGUGUAGCUUUCCUUACAGCCCUCUCAAGCUGACAGAGCCACAAGCACCGGAAAAGUACUGAUGGACCAAAAAGAUCAUUUGGAAAAAAAAAAAAAGUAAUAAAAUUAAGGAAGAUUUGGGAUGAACUGCAAAUGUAUAGUAUGUAAUAUUAGACAGAAAUUGUGUUUUUAUUUUAACAGAUUUUAUGGCAAUGAUUAAGUUCUUGAAAUAUUUUUGAUAAUAUACAACCUUGAAUAUUAAAUGCCAGACAUUUUUCAACUUC
Messenger RNA from Toxotes jaculatrix (banded archerfish), 1063 nucleotides. RefSeq names its product multivesicular body subunit 12Bb (gene mvb12bb). Gene Ontology annotation, biological process: virus maturation; viral budding; regulation of epidermal growth factor receptor signaling pathway. Gene Ontology annotation, cellular component: ESCRT I complex; late endosome. Lineage: Eukaryota; Metazoa; Chordata; Actinopteri; Toxotidae. The record is from RefSeq and is a predicted model, not a curated record.